Molecule: messenger RNA, 1019 nt
Organism: Fonticula alba
Lineage: Eukaryota; Rotosphaerida; Fonticulaceae
Exons: 5
Coding region: 121-780 (219 amino acids)
Biological process (GO): nucleocytoplasmic transport
Cellular component (GO): nuclear pore; cytoplasm
Molecular function (GO): GTPase activator activity
Source: RefSeq, a predicted model, not a curated record
GGGGGAGGGUGGCCGGCGAUAGAAGAGUUACCCUGAUGCUGGCAGCCCAGCGUCGCGGGCAGGAACACAACCUUAGGUGACACUCCUCUCCCCCGAUCAGUCUCACUUAUCCUCGCCAAAAUGGUCUUCAGCUUCGACCCCCCCGCCGCCACUUUUGGCGCCACCGCCACCACCGCCGCCAGCGGCAACUCUUCCGACAACGAGGAGGCCCCCUCCAACGUUGACGUCCACUUCGAGCCGGUCGUCCGCCUUGAGGAGGUCGAGGUCAAGACCCUCGAGGAGGAUGAGGAUGUCCUCUUCAAGAUGCGCGCCAAGCUCUUCCGCUUCGAUCGCGACAACAACGAGUGGAAGGAGCGCGGUGUCGGCGAUGUCAAGUUCCUCCAGAACCGCGACUCCAAGAAGGUCCGCCUGGUCAUGCGCCGCGAGCGCACCCUCAAGGUUUGCGCCAACCACGUCAUCCAGGGUGAGAUGGAGCUGACCGCCAACGUCGGCUCCGACCGUUCUUGGGUCUGGAACGUCCCGUCCGACUACUCUGACGGUGUCCCCAAGCCCGAGCUCCUGGCCAUCCGCUUCACCAACACCGAGAAUGCCCAGCUCUUCAAGACCGAGUUCGAGGAGAUGAAGCGCAUCAACAAGUCCGCCAACGAGGGCAACCCCAUCGCCGGCAAGAUCUUCGUCGAGAAGAAGGACGAGGAGGAGGACGACAAGAAGGAGACCCCCGCCGCCGCCCCCGAGCCCAAGGAGGAGGAGAAGAAGGAGGAGGAGAAGAAGGAGGAGUAAAUCUCCCCUCCUACAAUGUACACCCCUCCCUCUCCCCCCCCCCCUCCAUAUUCCCCUUUACCCCUCAGCUAUACACUCCGCCCUUGACUAUAUUCCCUGCGUGUGUGGUGCAUGCGCGCACGACCGUGGCCUCGCUCGAUCCUCCUAUUCCACAUAUGUCGCCUUUCAGUCAGCACGCCCCCAGUUUCCCCCUUCCCUCGUCAGUUCCUACAUGGGGACAAUACCGAUACAUUUCAUCA